Messenger RNA from Uloborus diversus, 2598 nucleotides. RefSeq names its product calpain-C-like (gene CalpC). The record is from RefSeq and is a predicted model, not a curated record. The coding region runs from base 80 to 2113 and encodes 677 amino acids. Gene Ontology annotation, molecular function: calcium-dependent cysteine-type endopeptidase activity. Lineage: Eukaryota; Metazoa; Arthropoda; Arachnida; Araneae; Uloboridae. The transcript is spliced from 21 exons. Gene Ontology annotation, biological process: proteolysis. Gene Ontology annotation, cellular component: cytoplasm.
CGGGCAGCAAUGCGUUGAUUGGAAAGGCUGGAGAUUAAUUUUUUAGUUUUGAGGUUAAGCUUAAAAGUAAAUUAUUAUAAUGGGAGAUACUGUUUACCCAGCAGUUGCAGAAGUUUGGGCAAUGAGCGAAUUUGAGAAGAUUAAAAGAAAUCACAUCAAGAAAGGUGAACUUUUUGAGGAUUCAGAUUUCCCUGCAACUCAGACUUCUGUUUUUUACCACCAAACACCCCCAUUCCAAUUUCAUUGGAAAAGACCAAAGGAGUUAUGCUCUAAUCCCGUAUUCAUACAGGAUGGGACUUUGCAAUAUGACAUCACGCCUGGAAAAUUAGGAGAUCAUUGGUUGGUUUCUGCACUAGGGUGCUUGAGCAUUACUAAAGGACUGUUUUAUCGAGUAGUUCCAGCUGACCAGUCUUUCGGUUCGUCUCUGGAUUCUUUGAAUUCGGACUAUGCUGGGGUGUUUCGUUUCAGACUGUGGUGGUGUGGAGAGUGGCAAGAAGUGUUGGUGGACGAUCGACUGCCAACAGUCAAUGGGAAGUUAGUCUUCAUCCACUCUCAGCAUUCGAAUCAAUUUUGGGCUGCACUCCUGGAAAAAGCUUAUGCCAAAUUACACGGUUCUUACGAAGCACUGAAGUACGCCUGUUCUCAAGAUGGUCUUGCUGACCUCAUGGGAGGAAUCAUUGAAGCCUUCAAUAUUCGACAAGACCCUACCUCAUGUUUGCGAGUUUUGGGAAGGCUGCUCAAAACUACAUCAGUCACAACUAGCAUUGUCCAACAACAAACCAAAACUAGAAAUCACCCAGAAAAAUUAGCCAAUGGAAUCCUUUUGGGGACAAAUUACAGAGUUCUAUGUGUUGAUAAGGUAGAAACAGUCAAUGGAGAUCAAAUUCAGCUAGUGAAAUUAAGAAACCCUUUAGCUACUUUAUCAGAAUAUGUUGGUUCUUGGUCAAAAGAUUCUUCUGAGUGGGAAAAAAUUAUUCCUGAAGACAUAGACAAACUGAAUUGUCGCAACAUUACAGAUGGCGAGUUUUGGAUGACUUACCAUGAUUUUGUCAAAACGUUUACGAGUUUGGAAGCAGUACACUUGGAUACAGAGACCAGUAAAGAUGAGCCGACCUUGCGAUCAAAAAUCCCAUGGCAUAUGAAAGUAUGGCAUGGGCAAUGGCAGCGAGGUGUAAGUGCAGGCGGUUGCAGGAAUAAUUUAGAUUCUUUCCACAUCAAUCCUCAGUUUCAAAUAGUCCUUCCAGAAUCGGAGGAAGUCGUCAUAUCUCUAAGUCAACACAGUAUUUUAGAGCCAAAAGUUAUCGGGUUUGCAGUUUUUCCGAUGUGCAAGACAUUAACAUCGGAAAUAAUGGAUAAAACGUUUUUUAAAAAAACAAAGUCAAUAUACAGCUCAUCCUACAGUAAUAGCAGGCAGGUUUCUGGCAGAGUACAUUUCGAACAAGGAAGCUACCUCGUUGUUCCUACUACCUUCGAUCCAGCGGAAGAAGCAAGUUUUACCAUCAGAGUGAUAUCCAACAAGGCCAUAAAGUUAAAGUUACUAGAUGCUUCUCCAGCUGUACUGAAGUCUGCUAUUAUUAAGGCUACGCCAUCAAUAGAAACAAAAAUUAACUCAUAUGAAGGAAUAUUCUUGCAACUUUCUGAUGAGCACAAAACGUUGAACGCCUUUGAGUUGCAGGAUGUUUUAGAAGUAUGUCUUCCUAACGAUUACGUAAAGAGUUGUGCAACGUUAGAAGUCUGCCGGCAAAUUGUUCUCGCUUUAGAUAGUAUAGGAAACGGAAGACUUAAAUUUUCAGAUUAUAAAAAUCUGAUGUGCAGCUUGAAGCAUUGGCAGGUGAUAUUUAGGAAUCAUACCAAAGGUACUGCAGGGGUGUUGCGGGCAGAAAAAUUAAGAGAUGCUCUCUUUGAUAUAGGAUUCCAAGUGAAUACAGAGACUCUUUCUUUAUUGGCAUUCCGGUACAUGAGAAAAGAUGGCACUCUGCGAUUUGGCGACUUCGUAUCUUGUAUAUUGCAUCUGUCGACAUCGUUCAAAGCUUUUGAAAAGAGAGAUCCUUUACAAAAUGGUUAUGUAAAAGUGACUUUAAAAGAAUGGCUCAGCUCAUCUCUCCAGUGCUAAAAUAAGAGAUUCAAGAAGGAAAAAAAAAAAAAAAAUCGUGCAAUAUACCAUACGGAAUUGAAAGUUGGAGGAAACACCUCGUGAACUUUUAUUUCUUUGCAAUUUACUCAGGGGUUAAAAAUACCUCAAAUACUUAUGACACCGACAUUUUAUAAUUAAAACUAUGAUUUUUUUUUUGAAUUAAUGGACAAAGGCAUUUAAAUUAUUUUUUAAUCUGUUUUGUAAAUAUUCUUGUUGAAUCUUUUGUGCUAUACAUGCUUAAUCUUCAUUUAAAAAUAAUCUUUGCUGACAAUGUUAAUUGUUUUGCUUAAACAAUAAUUCAUUAUUGUAAAAAAUAUUUCGUGAAAUUGUUAAUAGACUAACGUGUAAAUAAGUGUACAUAUUGUAAAUAACAUUAAUAAUGUAUUUUCUGUGUCGUGUGAUCAUCCGUUUAGGCAAAACAUUUUUAUUGCUGAUUUAUCAUUUUUAAAGUGUAAGAAAAUAAA